CGAUCGAUCCAUCUAGCUUCAUUUAUAUAUAUAUGUCAUCCAUCCAAUGCAUGCAGUCGCUUCGCUAGCUAUCGAUCGAUCGGUCGAUCCAAGCUGCAGACACAAUAUUAAUUCAAUUCAAUUGAAUUCUUCGAUCAUCCAUGGCGACGGCGCAGCAGGAGAGCAUCAGCAGCGGUGGUGACGGCAACAAUAAUAAUAAUAAGCAGGUGGCGGUGGUGGUUGUUGAGGAGGCGUCGACGCCGUCGUCGGCCUUCAAGUUCAACGUGCACGCGCCGGAGUUCGUGCCUGCCAUGUCGCCGACGGCCAGUCCGAUGUCGGCGCCCGCCGGCAGCAGCAGCUUCUACUCCCCCUUCGGGCUCCACGUGCAGCCCGAUCACUGGAGCUUCUUCCAUGACCACGAGCCCGUCUUCUUCAUGCCCGACUUCAAGUUCGCCGCCGCCGCCGCCGCCAGCGCGCAGCCCAAGCCCACCUCCGCCGCCGACAUGCCCCACAAGAUCGUCAAGCAGGUCGAGUACCAAUUCAGCGACAUUAACCUCGUCGCCAACGAGUUCUUGCUCAAGAUCAUGAACAAAGAUUCUGAAGGUUACGUCCCCUUAUCCGUGAUUGCUUCUUGGAAGAAGAUCAAGUCUCUUGGAGCAACCAAUCAAAUGCUGGUCAAGGCUCUUCGCACCUCCACCAAGCUGAUUGUGAGUGAUGACGGCAAGAAAGUCCGGCGGAGGCAGCCAUUCACGGAGAAGCACAAGGAGGAGCUUCAGUCAAGGAUGAUCAUAGCUGAGAAUUUGCCAGAGGACUCAUCGAGAAACAGCCUGGAGAAAAUCUUCGGUGUCGUUGGAAGUGUGAAGAACAUAAAGAUGUGCCACCCUCAAGAGCCUAGCACGGCAAGAGCUUCCAAGUCAGACACUCUAGUCAGUAACAAGAUGCAUGCACUGGUGGAGUACGAGAGCUCGCAGCAAGCUGAGAAAGCAGUGGAGAAGCUGAACGACGAACGGAACUGGAGGAAAGGCCUUCGGGUGCGCACCGUCCUCAGGCGAUCGCCCAAGUCGGUGAUGAGGCUGAAGCGGACGGAGUUCGACCUCAACUCGGACGACGAGCAGUCACCGAUGUCGUCGGACUUAUCCCCCACGGCGACGGCGACGGCGGCGGAGUUGUCGGCGGAGGCGGCGGGUCACGAUCAGGGCGGGGAGCAGCAGAUGAUGAACAGCAGCAAGAAAGGAGGAGGGUGGGCGCGAGGGGGCCGAGGGAAGCUGCAGGUGGCGGCGCCGCACAGCCCGCAGUCGGCCCCCGCCGGCAGUGUGGGGCACUUCGAGCCGGCGAGCCCUCGUCACAAGCUGCCGGCGAGCCCCCGCCACAAGUGCCCCUCCAGCCCACGCCAGCCGCCUCCUCACGCCCACGGCCCCAGGAUGCCCGACGGCACCCGCGGCUUCACCAUGGGCCGCGGCAAGCCCCUCCUUGUCUAGCUCCGAUCCAGUCACAUCACAUCUCUACGUGUACGAUUGCAUACAUGCCAUGGAUACUUCAGGCCCUCGAUCGAUCUUCUCUCCUUUCAUUUUCUCCUCUUCUCUUCUCUUCUUCUUCUUCUUCUUUCUUUAUUUUUUGGAUUUUCACACCCCUUAAAUAAAGAGCAACGGACUGGCUGUCUGCUAUAUCAUAUUCAAAUACUUCAAGGUUAUAAUAUUUUUUUUGUUACCCCAGUCACACAGAGUUUAAAUUUGCUCUUAAUUAAAUGAUGCCGCGCGACUUCAGAUA
This is a messenger RNA of Oryza sativa Japonica Group (Japanese rice), 1746 nucleotides long. Its product is annotated as la-related protein 6C. The record is from RefSeq and is a predicted model, not a curated record. Gene Ontology annotation, molecular function: mRNA binding. Gene Ontology annotation, biological process: RNA processing. Lineage: Eukaryota; Viridiplantae; Streptophyta; Magnoliopsida; Poales; Poaceae. Gene Ontology annotation, cellular component: nucleus.